Talaromyces marneffei is the source of this 702-nucleotide messenger RNA. RefSeq lists its product as uncharacterized. The coding region runs from base 1 to 702 and encodes 233 amino acids. NCBI's taxonomy places the organism in Eukaryota, Fungi, Ascomycota, Eurotiomycetes, Eurotiales, Trichocomaceae. The record is from RefSeq and is a predicted model, not a curated record. The transcript is spliced from 3 exons. Gene Ontology annotation, molecular function: metalloendopeptidase activity. Gene Ontology annotation, biological process: mitochondrial proton-transporting ATP synthase complex assembly; mitochondrial protein processing. Gene Ontology annotation, cellular component: extrinsic component of mitochondrial inner membrane.
AUGUCAGACUCAAAUUCGUCAUCAGCCCCCGCCAAGGACACAGGCUAUGUUCCAGGCGACGAUUUCUCUACGCAAUGGAGGAACAUCUUCUCCAUAUUGACUGGCCGAAUGACCCCCGAAGGACAAGAGCAAUUCCGUCUUGCGAAAGAUAUCCGGAAUGAGGCUGCAGAUUGCAAGCGUUGUGAAGAUCAGCGUGAUUAUCUUUUACAAUUCAGUCCUGUCGUUCGAUAUCUAAGCGAUAACAUUCGCCAGUUAGGCGGCGAUCUGGGAAGUCACAAUAUCCAUUGCAGGCGAUGUACACAACGGAAAGCAGGGGGUUUCGAUCCAGAGUUUGGUAUUCAGAUUUGCGCAAAUGAGAUGCGUGACCAAGGUCAUUUGGAGGACACACUGGCACAUGAAAUGGUACAUGCAUAUGACCACCUUCGGUUUAAAUUGGACUGGGAUAGUGAUUUAAGGCAUGCCGCAUGCACUGAGAUCCGCGCAAGUUCUCUCAGUGGCGAGUGUCGAUGGGCUCGAGAAUUCUUCCGAAGAGGUCAAUGGAAGCUUACGCAACAACACCAGGAAUGCGUUCGAAGAAGGGCAAUUCUCUCUGUGCGCGCGAGACCAUUCUGCAAAGACGAGGCACAUGCGGAGAAAGUUGUGAACGAGGUGUGGGAAAGUUGUUUCCGUGAUACACGCCCCUUUGACGAAAUCUAUCGAUGA